This is a messenger RNA of Chinchilla lanigera (long-tailed chinchilla), 1275 nucleotides long. Its product is annotated as mediator of RNA polymerase II transcription subunit 27. Gene Ontology annotation, molecular function: transcription coactivator activity. Bases 51 to 638 code for a protein of 195 amino acids. Gene Ontology annotation, cellular component: mediator complex. The transcript has 4 exons. Gene Ontology annotation, biological process: regulation of transcription by RNA polymerase II. Lineage: Eukaryota; Metazoa; Chordata; Mammalia; Rodentia; Chinchillidae. The record is from RefSeq and is a predicted model, not a curated record.
CGUUUUGCUCGUGGAGCCGACCCGGGAGCGCCCGAGGCUGUGGCUGCAACAUGGCUGACGUGCUGAGCGUCGGGGUGAACCUGGAGGCCUUUGCCCAGGCUAUCAGUGCCAUCCAGGCGCUGCGCUCCAGCGUGAGCAGGGUGUUCGACUGCCUGAAGGAUGGCAUGCGGAACAAAGAGACGCUGGAGGGCCGGGAGAAGGCCUUCAUUGCGCACUUCCAGGACAACUUGCAUUCGGUCAACCGGGACCUCAAUGAGCUGGAGCGUCUGAGCAACUUGGUAGGCAAGCCAUCUGAGAACCAUCCUCUCCACAACAGUGGGCUGUUAAGCCUGGAUCCUGUGCAAGACAAAACUCCUCUCUAUAGCCAACUCCUGCAGGCUUACAAGUGGUCCAACAAGUUGCAGUACCACGCAGGUCUUGCAUCUGGCCUUUUGAAUCAGCAGUCGCUGAAGCGCUCUGCGAAUCAGAUGGGAGUGUCAGCCAAGCGGAGACCAAAGGCUCAGCCCACCACCCUCGUCCUGCCACCUCAGUAUGUGGAUGAUGUGAUCAGCCGCAUCGACAGGAUGUUUCCUGAAAUGUCCAUCCACCUGUCCAGACCCAAUGGGACGUCAGCCAUGCUUCUGGUAAGAUCUCCUUGACUAUUUGUGGGAAUGUGUGGAAGAAAAAUUGUCUUUCUAGUUAACUCUGGCCCUAUUUGGUAGGAUCUGUUGACUGGAGAUUAAAUCCCAAUAUGAUGGCGAGGAGCAUCUUCUUUGCUGGAGCUCUGUAGGUUAAAAAUUGUGUACUUUGAAACCUCGUUUUUGAACAAAAUUGCAGACUCAUGUGAGAGUUCACCAGAGAGGACACUGUCACCUUAAGUCAGUUCGUGUGCAGACCCCCCACCCAAUAGCAUUGCAGUGAAUGUUUUACAUUUUUCAAAGGGAUACAUUAGACACAAGUAAAGCUCAGCUACUUCUGCUAAAGAAACCACUCUCCUAAAACAGAACCAGCUUCCAUGGCCUCAGUUAUAAGAACAUCACAUGAAGGAAGGAAGGAAGUAUUCUGAGUCACUGAUGCCCUCUGUUUUUGUUCUUUCUGAUUUGGCUUUGUUCUGAGCAGCAUGGCCUCCCAAGCUCUUUACUGAUACUUGUAUUUUUAUGAAUUCACCAAAGACAAUAUGUUUUGGAAAUACAGUAGACUGGAAAUGCCAGAACAUACUAUAAGGUGUGAUUAAAAAAUUAGUAAAUGCUUAAUUUUUUUCCUAAAUUAUUGCAGUAAAAGGCACAUUGCCGUGAA